CCGCUUACACCAAUCCUCUUCCCCGUCUCUCCCUCACCUUCAUCUCCCCCCAUCACCAUGUCCGGGAACCCUAGGGAUCAGUUGCACAAGCUCCAGAUGGCCCUCCAAAACCGCCGCGGCGGUUUUGGUGGCGGCUUCGGUGGUGGUAAUCCUCGUGCCGGCAUGGGCCUCGCUACUUUGUUCCUCACUGGUCUUGGAGUAUAUGCUGUUUCCAACUCGAUGUUUAACGUUGAUGGUGGUCACCGUGCGAUCAAGUACUCCAGAGUAGGUGGUGUCAAGAAGGAAAUCUACAGUGAAGGAACUCAUCUUCGGAUUCCCUGGGUCGAAACUCCUAUUAUCUACGAUGUCCGCGCAAAGCCGCGCAAUAUUGCUUCCCUUACCGGUACCAAGGACUUGCAGAUGGUGAACAUCACCUGCCGUGUCCUGUCCAGACCCCGUGUCGAUGCCCUCCCCCAAAUAUACCGUACCCUGGGACAGGACUUUGACGAGCGUGUGCUUCCGUCGAUUGUGAACGAGGUUUUGAAGAGCGUGGUGGCACAAUUCAACGCCAGUCAGUUGAUCACUCAGCGUGAGAACGUUGCCCGCUUGGUCCGGGAGAACCUUGCUCGUCGGGCUGCUCGCUUCAACAUUGCCUUGGACGAUGUGUCGCUUACGCACUUGACCUUCUCCCCCGAAUUCACCGCCGCCGUCGAAGCCAAGCAGGUUGCUCAGCAGGAAGCCCAGCGGGCCGCGUUCCUGGUCGACAAGGCCCGCCAGGAGAAGCAAGCAUUCAUUGUGCGCGCUCAGGGUGAGGCUCGUUCAGCCGAGUUGAUUGGUGACGCCAUCAAGAAGAGCAAGAGUUACAUCGAGCUGCGGAAGAUCGAGAACGCCCGCCAUAUCGCCCAGAUCCUGCAGGAGAACGGUGGCCGGAACAAGCUGUACCUGGACAGCCAGGGACUGGGCUUGAACGUCAACGCGGGCUCCGACGACACGAAAUAAGCGGAUGGAUGAACCGAUGGAGAGCAAUGGGGACUUUGUUAAUGGUGUAGCAAGACAUGGCGCUAUGAAGAUCGUCCGACAGGACGACAGGUGAAUGGAAUCGGGUACUUGUACAAAUAGUUAUUCUCAGGUUCGAGCAACGGCGAUCAGUUUCUCUUCUCUUCUACAUAAGUCGGGUGAUUACAGUCAGUGUAUGAAGUUAUCGUGUAAUAUGGAUGUGCCGUAGCAGCGGAGCUGCGGCGGGGACGAAUGCGGC
This is a messenger RNA of Aspergillus neoniger CBS 115656, 1234 nucleotides long. Its product is annotated as prohibitin subunit PHB2. NCBI's taxonomy places the organism in Eukaryota, Fungi, Ascomycota, Eurotiomycetes, Eurotiales, Aspergillaceae. The record is from RefSeq and is a predicted model, not a curated record. The coding region runs from base 58 to 978 and encodes 306 amino acids. Gene Ontology annotation, cellular component: membrane; mitochondrion. The transcript has 4 exons. Gene Ontology annotation, biological process: mitochondrion organization.